Messenger RNA from Botrytis byssoidea, 360 nucleotides. RefSeq lists its product as uncharacterized. The transcript has 3 exons. The record is from RefSeq and is a predicted model, not a curated record. Bases 1 to 360 code for a protein of 119 amino acids. NCBI's taxonomy places the organism in Eukaryota, Fungi, Ascomycota, Leotiomycetes, Helotiales, Sclerotiniaceae.
AUGUCAACAGAAGUGGCCCCUACCGCUCCUGCAGCGGAGUCGACCGUCCUUCCACAAGGAAUGCGCAAGAAUGGCAAGCAAUGGCAUCCCGUGAAGAAAGCUUUCCGACCAAAGGCUGGAAAUACCUCAUAUGAAAAGAGAAAGGCAAAUGAUGAGGCUAUAGCAGCCACCAAGGCUAAAGAAAAGGAGAUGAAGGAGGAGAAAGAAGCUGCAAGACAGGCCCAUAUUACAAAGAUCAAGGAAAAGCGCGCCAAUAAGGAGGAAAGAGAACGAUACGAGAAAAUGGCCGAAAAGAUGCACCAGAAGCGUGUUGACAGAUUAAAGAGACGAGAGAAGAGAAACAAGAUGUUGAAGUCAUGA